Messenger RNA from Peromyscus californicus insignis, 4616 nucleotides. RefSeq names its product elongator acetyltransferase complex subunit 2 (gene Elp2). Gene Ontology annotation, biological process: tRNA wobble uridine modification. The record is from RefSeq and is a predicted model, not a curated record. Gene Ontology annotation, cellular component: elongator holoenzyme complex. Bases 80 to 2596 code for a protein of 838 amino acids. Gene Ontology annotation, molecular function: protein binding. The transcript is spliced from 22 exons. Lineage: Eukaryota; Metazoa; Chordata; Mammalia; Rodentia; Cricetidae.
GGAUGAAGCGGCGGCUAGCUAGAGUAGUUCCGCUCUGGGGCGGAAGUGGCGGGAGUGGCUCGGCCGCUGAUCUGCCAAGAUGAUGGUGGUACCUGUGCUCCAGGUGUCUCAUGUCUUUUGCUGCCCGAACCAGGUUCGAGGAGCUUUGAGUUGGAAUUCCGGGCAUGGAGGACAACUGGCCUUCGGCACGUCCUGCUCCGUGGUUCUCUAUGACCCUAAGAAAAAGGUGGUUCUUAACAAUCUGAAUGGUCACACUGCUCGAGUCAAUUGCCUGCAGUGGAUACGUAGACAGGAUGGCUUCCCUUCCUCUGAAUUGGUGUCUGGAGGAGCCGACAGUCGAGUGAUUCACUGGGAGAUAGUGAAUAAUCAGGUUUUAAAAGCAAUCCGUCUCCAAGGCCAUGAAGGACCUAUUUAUGCCGUGCAUGCUAUUUACCUGAAUGGGCCAUCCGAUGGUGCGCUGCAUGCUCUGAUAGCUUCUGCAGCUUCAGAUUCUACAGUUCGACUGUGGUCUAAAAAGGGGUCGGAAGUAAAAUUCCUUCAGACCUUGAACUUUGGAGAUGCAUGUGUUCUGACUGUCUGCCUGUCUAUUUUGCCUGGUAUUAAUGUACCAAUAUUAGCGUGUGGUGAUGAUGACUGCAAAAUUCACUUAUUUGUUCAACAGGAUGACCAGUUUCAGAAAAUGCUUUCUCUCUGUGGGCAUGAGGACUGGAUAAAAGGAGUAGAUUGGGCAACUUUUGGUAGAAACCUUUUCCUCGCAAGCUGUUCACAAGAUUGCCUAAUAAGAAUAUGGAAAGUGUGUAUGAAACCAACGUCUUUAGAAACUGAGGAUGAUGGUAUAAGACUGAAGGAAAAUACUUUCACUAUACAGGACGGAGGUAUCAGCAUAACUGUUGCGGUUACCCUGGAGACCCUGCUGACUGGACACGAAAACUGGGUAAACUCAGUUCAUUGGCUGCCUGCGUACUACGAAGAUGGUGUCCUGCAGCAGAAGGUGAGAUUGCUGUCUGUCUCCACGGACAAAAGCAUGAUUCUCUGGGGUCCAGAAGAAGACUCCGGGGUUUGGUUAGAACAGGUCCGAGUAGGUGAAGUAGGUGGAAAUACCCUGGGAUUUCUCAAUUGCCAGUUCGGAGAGAAUGGCACCAUGAUCAUCGCUCAUGCGUACCACGGAGCACUGCACCUUUGGAAGCAGAGUACAGUGAACCGAAAACGGUGGGUUUCAGACAUUGUCAUUUCAGGACACUUUAGUGGUGUUCAAGACCUAAUAUGGGAUCCAGAGGGAGAAUUCAUCAUCACCACUAGUACGGAUCAGACAACUCGCCUUUUUGCUCCAUGGAGGAGGAAAGGCCAGUCACUGGUGACUUGGCAUGAGAUUGCAAGGCCUCAGAUACAUGGAUAUGACCUGAAAUGUUUAGCGUUGAUUGAUCGGUUUCAGUUUGUGUCUGGAGCAGAUGAAAAAGUUCUUCGUGUUUUUUCUGCUCCUCGGAAUUUUGUGGAGACUUUUUCUUCCAUUGCAGGGCAUCCACUGAGUAACCUGAUUUGUGAUCAAGACGAAGCGAUUCCCGAAGGUGCCACUGUCCCUGCACUGGGGCUGUCAAAUAAAGCUGUCUUUAUGGAAGACCUGGCCCCUCAGUGUACUCAAGAGGAGCCGUUCUUAACUAGCCAUGUCUUUGGGCAGAUCGAGAUGACCUUUCAGCCUGCCGUCCUUUCUGAACCUCCGCCUGAGGAUCAUCUUCUGCAGAACACAUUGUGGCCUGAAGUUCAGAAACUGUAUGGACACGGCUAUGAGAUAUUUUGUGUUACUGUAAACAAUUCAAAGACGCUGCUUGCCUCUGCUUGCAAGGCAGCUCAGAAGGAACAUGCAGCUAUCAUUCUUUGGAAUACAACAUCUUGGAAACAAUUGCAGAGUCUUGUUUACCACACCUUGACUGUCACACAGAUGGCCUUCUCACCUGAUGACAAGUUCUUACUGGCUGUUUCCAGAGAUCGAACCUGGUCUUUGUGGAAGAGGCAGAGUGUGACCUCCCCCGAGUUCGACCCAGUUUUCAGCCUCUUCGCAUUCACCAAUAAAAUCACUUCUGUGCACAGUAGAAUCAUCUGGUCUUGUGACUGGAGUCCUGAUAGCAAGUUUUUCUUCACUGGAAGUCGAGACAAAAAGGUGGUCGUCUGGGGUGAGUGUAACUCUAGCGAUGACCUCGUGGAGCACAGCAUUGGCCCCUGCUCCUCUAUCCUGGAUGUGGGCAGUUCUGUGACAGCUGUCAGUGUCUGCCCUGUGCUGAACCCAACCCAAAGAUACGUGGUUGCAGUCGGAUUAGAGAGUGGGAAGAUUUGUUUAUUCUCCUGGAAAAAGUCCAAUCAAGAAGUCAAUGACUGGAUCCAGUGUGUAGAAACAAGUUCAAGCCAAAGUCACACGCUUGGUGUCAGAAGGCUGUCCUGGAAGAACUGCAGCAGGAGGAACACUCAGCGGAGAGAGAGCACUGAGUGGUUGCAGUUCGCAAGCUGUGGCGAAGAUCACACUGUGAAGAUUUUCAGGGUUCACAGAUGUGUGCUGGCAGACUUCACAAACCGGGGGCACUCCGCCAUCCCUGAUGCGUCCUAAAAUGUCCGUGUGUGAAUCGAUCCCCUUUCUUUACCUUCAUGGUUGAAUGAGUUUCCCUAUCUGGGUCUCAGUCCCUCCACUAUCCUAUGAAGGCUCUGGAUGCUUUCCCUUGUUAUAUAGUACAUCUAUAAACCCCCAGAACCCUUGUGCAUGCUGUUAGAGACAAUUAGAUGUACCUCUGUGUGUUCCAGAUUGAGAACAUUUGUUCUUCAUGGCUAUAUUUGUCUGAUUUUGCAUUAUGUUGAGUCUUUAGCUCUCUCGUGUCUGUUUGGUGUUAUAACAAAAUGCUAGCGGAUGGGAACUCAGCAUAGAAAAAACCAGGGUUCUGGAGUUCAAGAGCAUGGCCCUGGAAUCUGCUUGGUUCUGGUGAGGGCCUUGUGGGUGGGAUGACAGUAGUGAGCAAUGUGUCUGGAGCAGGGAGAUCACAUGAUGGGACAGGAAGCAAGAGCGUUUGAGGGGAGGUACCACUUUGCUUAAAACUCUCUAAUGAGCCGGGCGGUGGUGGCGCACGCCUUUAAUCCCAGCACUCGGGAGGCAGAGCCAGGCGGAUCUCUGUGAGUUUGAGGCCAGCCUGGGUUAUCAAGUGAGUCCCAGGAAAGGCGCAAAGCUACAGAGAAACCCUGCCUCGAAAAACCAAAAAAAAAAAAAAAAACAAAAAAAACAAAAAAAAAACAACUCUCUAAUGAGAAUGCACUCCCUGUUAAAGGCCUGAUCACAGGUUCCCCUGCUGUCAACAUCACCACACUAGACAGUAAGCUUCCAGCAGGUGGACUUCUGGAGUCUACACUCAGACGGUGUGCAAAGCACCUUCUUUGAGAUACUUUCUUAUUUAUCACUUUCUUCAGAGGCUGGGGGUAGAGGAAAUAACAGAGAAGCCCAGAGUGUUCAAUUUUUAUUUUUACACUCCCUCUAAAUGAGCACACCACACAGCGUGCAGUCUUGACCUCUUCUUCCUACCAGCUGCCAAGUAUUCCAGAACUUGGCUGGUGAUUGUAAGCUUGGGCUCAGCCAUUUCCUUCCUUCCCUUAAAGAAAAGCAUUGAAAUUCUUUUAAAAGCUUCAAAUGGGGCUGGAGAGAUGGCUCAGUGGUUAAGAGCACUGGCUGCUCUUCCAAAGGUCCUGAGUUCAAUUCCCAGCAACCACAUGGUGGCUCAUAGCCAUCUGUAAUGAGAUCUGGUGCCCUCUUCUGGCCUGCAGGCAUACAUGUAGGCAGAACACUGUAUACAUAAUAAAUAAAUCUUUAAAAAAAUAAAAUAAAAUAAAAGCUUCAAGUAUCAUUUCCAGAUGCAGAUAAAUUAGAGGCUGGACAAUAAGCGACCCGAGUUUAGAUGACAGCUGAUGUCAAUGAGAGUGAAGGACGUGCGUCCUCAGGGAGACUGCAGAGGGAAACGAGGGGCUGGAGACAUCGGGAUGUGGAAGGCCAGUAAUAGUGCGAGCUUGGGAGAGGUUUGGGGAAGAUGUGGGUCUGCAGAUGGCUGCAAGGCUGAGACUCAACAUGGCACGAGCAUCACUUCGACAGCUGCUUAUAAACUGAUAACUGGUCCUGGUCCUAGAGUUUUGCAUUUGUUGGAAGUUGGGAGCCUGAGACAAUAUUUGAAACAAAUUCCAAGGAACACCAGCCCCGAUCUUGACAGCACUCCUGUCAUACUGUGACCUCAGCCCUCAGCUCUCCCUCCCCACCCCACUCCUGCACCAUACAUCCACAUCCACUGGUAUCAGUUCCAGGGAUGUUAGGCCCAGAGAGGAAAUCUGCUUCAACCAUCUCCAGGUUGUCGGCAGCAGUGAGUUUGCCGCCUUAAUCUUAAAUGCCCUUUUCUGUCCUGUCCCAGUUGUUUGUGUAAAAAUGUGCAGUUGGGUUCCGGAGGGUGCUGGGGAUCAGUUCCCCUGUGGUUUUUCCUGUUUGGAAAACAGUGUCCGGCUUGCCUACGGAUACAGAGUAACCAUUCCUUGACUCCUGCUGUUAGAGGGGUGUAUAAGCCCAUGUUGGUACAAUAAAGAGCUGCUUCCCUGACGAACUGAAA